AUGGCUGUUCCUCGCGCUAUUCGUCAAGUCUUUCUUGCAAUUGAGCAGGCUGAAGGCGCCGGCGCUCGCGUGCGCCGCUCCAUCGGCACCGCCAAACUGCGCAACUUCAGCCCCUUCCUGAUGCUCGAUCACUUCACGAUCGGCAAGGGCGCCGGAUUCCCCGACCACCCGCAUCGCGGCCAGGAGACCAUCACGUACCUCCUGUCCGGAGGAGUCGACCACGAGGACUUUGCCGGCAACAAGGGCACAAUCGGCCCCGGCGACCUGCAGUUCAUGACAGCCGGCCGCGGCAUCAUGCACGCUGAGAUGCCGCACGAGAACCCCGACGGCAGCCCCAAUGUCGGCAUGCAGCUGUGGGUGGAUCUGCCCAAGCAGCUGAAGAUGUGCGAGCCGCGCUACCGCGAUCUGCGCGCCAGCGAAAUCCCCGUCGCCAACGUCGACAACGGCCGUGUCACAGUCAAGGUCAUCUCCGGCCAGUCUCACGGGGUUGACUCCGUACGUGACCUGGCCUACACGCCUGUCUGGCUGCUUGAUAUUACCAUCCGUCCUGGCGGACGCAUCUCCCAGCCGCUGCCGCAGGGGUGGAACGGCUUCGCGUAUACGCUGGCUGGGACGACUGUGUUUGGGUCGAAUGACUCGACGCGCAUGGUCAAGGAGUUCCACAAUGUUGUGUUUGAGCAGCCUGGUGACUAUGUCGAGGCGUCGGUGCCUGAUAACGCCGAGGCGGAGUCGCGCUUCAUCCUUGUUGCGGGCCAGCCUCUCGACCAGAAGGUCGUGCAGUAUGGUCCGUUUGUCCUGACCAGUCAGGAGGAGGUUUACCAGGCUAUGAUGGAUUACCAGACUGCGUCUAAUGGGUUCGAGAAGUCCCGCGGAUGGGAGAGCGAGAUCGGAAAGAGGAUGGCUUUUUAG
Messenger RNA from Aspergillus terreus NIH2624, 909 nucleotides. Its product is annotated as pirin family protein. The record is from RefSeq and is a predicted model, not a curated record. The transcript has a single exon. Lineage: Eukaryota; Fungi; Ascomycota; Eurotiomycetes; Eurotiales; Aspergillaceae. Bases 1 to 909 code for a protein of 302 amino acids.